CUUAUUCAUGUCGUUUUGUGAAUAAAGGUGUUCUUAAUUUAUAAAUAUGCUGAUGGCCAAAUUCUAAAAACAGACAGUAUCAAAUAGUAUCUCAAGAGGUGUGGGUACUAGUGAGGAUUCCCCGGAAAAUUAACAUACAACGCAUAACAAAGUUUAUGCCAGUAGAGGAAUGGACUAAGAGCUGCCGGAUGCAAAAAUGAUUGAAGAAGCUACAGCAAUAGUUGAAGAUCUCCAGAUUUCUCAAAUAUAUUUGCAGAGGGGAGGCAUCUUGGUGUCGGCUGUCUGUAGCCAUUUCUCGACACUUUGUGUUUUUGUCUUCGAUUUGUGGAUACAAUGGCAUAUGGUCAUUCUAUCACCAAUAGUCCUUCUGUUUAUUCUACCUGGUUUUAUACUAAUCUUGCUGUAUGGAACUGCAUUAUUUUUACACAUAUACCAACACAGAAGACGCCAAAUCUAUGAUGCUUAUGCUAGUAAUUUUUGGGAAGGUGCAAGAAGCUCGGUAGCUGCAUUUUAUGAUGCACAAGCAACACUCUGGCAUGGCUACGAGGCUCAUGGCCUUGAAAACAUUCCAGAUGAAGGAGGAGCACUUUUGAUUUACUACCACGGAGCUUUGCCUAUAGAUGUUUAUUAUAUGAUGGGACGAAUAAAGACAGCCAAAAAACGGAACCUUCGCAAUGUCGUUGCUGAGUUUCUGUUUUAUAUUCCAGGUUUUCAGAUAUUAAUGGAUGUUUUUGGCUGUGUCACUGGGCCAAUUGACGAGUGUGUGAGCAUUUUGAAAAAUGGUGAACUACUUGCGAUCUCACCUGGUGGCGUUAGAGAAGCGCUGUUUUCAGAUGAGAAUUAUAAAAUGAUAUGGAACUCGCGUAUAGGCUUUGCUAAAGUGGCUUUGAAAGCUCAAGUGCCUGUAAUUCCAGUAUUUACUCAGAAUGUAAGGGAAACCUUCCGAACUCUAAAGAUGGGGCGAAGGCUAUUUAGAUGGAUUUACGAAAAAACGAAAUGCCCGAUAGUGCCGAUAUGGGGAGGCUUUCCAGUAAAAUUGAGGACUUACUUUGGCAAGCCUAUCACUAUAGACCCGUCACAAAAACCAGAAGAGAUCGCGAGAUGUGUUCACAAAGAAAUACAUGCAUUGAUCACAGAGCAUCAAAAACUGCCAGGAAGCAUUCUCAGAGGCCUAAAAGAGAGAGUAUAUAACUCAAGUAGUAAAAAAGCAUAGAGCCUAGAAAGAGCCGACCCAGACAU
Messenger RNA from Rhopilema esculentum, 1239 nucleotides. RefSeq names its product DGAT1/2-independent enzyme synthesizing storage lipids. Gene Ontology annotation, molecular function: acyltransferase activity. Gene Ontology annotation, cellular component: membrane. The record is from RefSeq and is a predicted model, not a curated record. NCBI's taxonomy places the organism in Eukaryota, Metazoa, Cnidaria, Scyphozoa, Rhizostomeae, Rhizostomatidae.